GUUUCCAAUAUCUUCACCUUUGUUAUUUUGAACAUCCCAAUAUAGUAGCAACGUUAUUCGCAAUAUCUUCCCCCCCAACUGCCCUCGGAGCUCGGGGCAGCUCUAUAUCAAAUACAACUUGCCAAUAUGAGUUUGUAAGUCAGUUGUGCGGGAUAUUGACGACAUAGCCUGCGGCUCUCUUGUUUCGUGCAGAAGAGCUGACUUGCCUCAUUUCUUUACAGAUGCAUAGAAUACAAUGGUACCUCUUGCUUCUAUAGAAAGUGACCGUGAACCUUUGAUAAUAAGUCUUUGGUGCCUCGUGGAACGUGAAACCACUUACGAUCAAUGUCUAAUAGCUUUCUCAUUUGAGAAGUCCCAUCAUGUCGGAAAGAACACCACUUGUCCCUAAAAUCAGCCAGAAAUCGUCUGGCUUCCUAUCUAAUUUAGACUAUGUCCUUAUUCUCCCUGCUCUCCUAUCCAACAACUUUUUCGCAGCCUUCGAAAGUACUAUCGCAGCUUCGACGCAAGGAGCUGUAGGAACAGAAUUCAACUCUUCUGAUCAUGUUGCAUGGGUGGCUAUAUCUUACCUAACUGUAUCGACCGCAGUUCAGCCUCUUUACGGGCGUGCCUCUGAUCUCUUUGGGAGGACUAGAUUAUAUGUCUUGUCUCUAGCAGUGUUCGCCCUAGGCUGUCUUGGGUGCGGAUUAAGUAAUAACUUGGGUCAGAUGAUAGCUGCCAGGGCUAUCUGUGGUAUAGGAGGCGGAGGCUUGAUUACCGUCUCUCAAGUUUGUGCUUGGGAUGUUCUUCCCAUGCGUUUGCGGCCUCUGUACCAAGCUGCCAACAAUGUCACGUACGGUCUUGGUGCUGCUUUAGGAGCUUCUUUAGGAGGUAUCUUAUCAGAUUCCAUUGGUUGGCGUUUUGCCUACUUCUUUCCGGUACCUUUAACUAUCUUCUCUAUAGUGGUGUUUCUUUGCAGAGCGAGCCCAAAGCUACUUGAGAUUCAAGCAGGCAAAACCAAUAGUUUUCAGAAAAAAGAUAUUGAUUCAUUGGGCAGUGUGCUUUUGAUGACUUCCAUCACACUUUUCAUGCUUGUUAUCAAUCUUGGAGGCAGCACCAUACCCUGGUCCAGUUCGGCUAAUCCCAUUCUUCUCGUCUUUUCAGUCAUUACCACGUUAGCCUUUUUUCAGCAUGAGAAGAGAGUUAAACUGCCUGUCUUACCAAUCAAUCUCUUGACUAACCGACGAAUGGUACCUCAAGUGGGAUUAAACUUGUUCGGGGCAAUGACCAUCUUUGGCACACUUUAUCUCAUACCUGUCUUUUUUCAAACGACACUCCUGACCUCCGCCAGUGUCGCAUCUCGCCGUCUUCUGUAUCCCACACUUACCGCCCCAAUCGCUUCUAUUGUGACCGGGAUAUUCCUUCAUUGUCAUCGUCGGGCAACGGCUAGGAGCUAUUAGUCUCGCCGCGGGGGCACUCAUGAUGUUUGCGUUGACUUUCUCAAACAAUGAGUCAAAGGGCGAGUGGUACUUUAUUGCGAGACUAAUCUGGGUUCAUGCGGGAAUGGGAGUGAUGUUUAUAUCGAGUCUAAUCGACAUUCUUAGCACGUCAGGCACUGACCAUGCGGCUGCCACGUCGCUUAUUUUCCUCCUACGGUCCAUAGGUACCGUGCUGGGCAUAUCCGUAUCUCAAGCUAUCCUCCAAAAUAUACUCUCGUAUCAGCUUGUCACUCACUUCACCAGCCCUGGCUCCGAGACAAUCAUCCGCGGCAUUCGGGAGUCGGUUGAUUAUCUUGCCCAGCUAGAUCCGUCUCGAAGACAAGUAGCAGUUAAUUGCUAUGUGUUGGCGUUCCGCGCGGCGUUUGGGGGUUUAGUAGGAGCAGCUGGGUGUGUGUUGAUUGCUAUUGUGUUAGGGAUAAGGACUAGGGAGGAUACGCGAGUAGUGGAAGUCGCUGAUGAGGAGAGGUGUAACCCGCCUCUUUCGGAAGGGGUACCGGUACUGGACUGAGCGAAUCAGAUCGAGUGGUGUUGCUCCUAAAGUUAGGGGAGAUGUAUUCUAUCAAUGAUGGACUCCUUACUAAAUACCAAAGUAACCGGCUAUUAGAAGUCAUCUCAGAAUUACUGGAAAGAAAUACUGCGGUACAAAUUCUGGCACAUAACGAAAAGAGAAAGGCAAGGCAACCGAUGAUCAUUUACGUGGAUGCACUGGGACGGGGAGAGUGCAAGUUACUUGUUCUAAUUCACCCACAGAAAAUACCUGCCAGUUUACGAGUCUCCGCCUAUGAACACUUCAAUAACGUUUUCCCGACUG
Cryptococcus deneoformans JEC21 is the source of this 2286-nucleotide messenger RNA. RefSeq names its product multidrug transporter, putative. Gene Ontology annotation, biological process: basic amino acid transport; transmembrane transport. Gene Ontology annotation, molecular function: basic amino acid transmembrane transporter activity. The transcript is spliced from 8 exons. The record is from RefSeq and is a predicted model, not a curated record. Gene Ontology annotation, cellular component: fungal-type vacuole membrane. NCBI's taxonomy places the organism in Eukaryota, Fungi, Basidiomycota, Tremellomycetes, Tremellales, Cryptococcaceae. Bases 360 to 1436 code for a protein of 358 amino acids.